AUGACGUCACGCGCGCAACAGCUGAGGGGGAUGCUGGGCCGCACGAGGCGGGCGUGCGCCGCUGCCACGUCACGGGAUUCGCUGCUCUCUGCCACGUGGCAGCUCGCGGUUGCGUCGGACACAUCACUGUUAGCCACUAGCCGAGCGCAUGGCGCAGCAACUCUUAGCGCAGCGGGGAAUGCAGCAGCAGGCGCUGCAGCGGGCGCAUCAGCACAGGCAGCAGCGCCGUCUUCGUUGUUACAACCAUUGGAGGGCGUUGCUGUGCCUCUACACUUUCAAGCAUCCGCGCCCGUCGCUCUGCGGUCCCUGGGAUCCCUCGAGUGCUCCCCCCAGCCAUCCCUUUUCGCCCAUGCUCUCCCGUCGUCUCGCUCCCACGCGCUGCUCUGUAAACCAUGGGGGGCACAGCCACAGACCCUGUUGGAAUGGCCUCGUGUGCAGGUUGUGGGUGGGGUGCGCACGAGUCACAGUCAGUCUGCUGCUGCCAUUCACUCGUGCGCGCAGCCCCAGCAGCUGAGCGCCGCGCUGCUUCUCCGCCUGCCACGUGGCAUGCGGCCAUUGCAGCAUCGGUGGUACGCCACACAGGGAAGCAACGGCAGGGGGGGCAAUGAGGGAGGCACUGGGAGGCGGGAGGUGGUACGGCAGGAGGAGGAGGACGUGUUCAGCAGCAUCACCGACAAGAUCCCCGAACGGAACCAGCAUCGGUGGUUCGCCACACAAGGCAGCAGCAGUGACGGCAAGGGGAGGCGGGAGGUGGUGCGGCAGGAGGAGGAGGACGUGUUCAGCAGCAUCACCGACAAGAUCCCCGAACGCCCUGUGUCCGCCGCCGAGGGCGCAUCGUACUCAAUCGUCAUCCUGGCUGCGCUGGCUGUGGCGGCCGGGGCGGCGUAUUUUGUCGUCAAGGAGCUGCUGCUGGAGCCCAAGGAGUGCGUGUGCACAGAUGGGGAGGGGAACUGUGGAAGAAGGAAUGGAGGGGCUGUGUUGCAUGUCAUUGUGAUAUCACGGCUGGGGUCGCCCAUCACGGGGUACGGCCAGGAGAGCCGGAACCGGGCGGCACGGCAGCGAAUCAGCCACCGCGUGUGGACGGAUGAGGAAGGGGUGGAGCGGAUCCAGGUUCAAUUCCACAUCCGAGGUACAGGGGGCACAGGGCUUGUGCACGCUGAGAUGUUCAAGGACAGUGAUGAUGGCGGAGCUUGGAAGUUUACGUACCUCCUUGUUGAUGUAAUGGGUCCUAGCAUCGCCAGCCCGAUUACGCUCCCUGUUCCGUCCAUAGCACAGUCCGCCUGCAACGCUCCGCGCCCGCCGGGAGCGGGCCAUAGCGACGCGCUUAGUCCUCUUCACGCCGCGUCGCUUGGCCCAACCGCAUCGCAGUCAGAGUCCAUGGACGUGCGCGGGACACACGCUAGUGCUGACGUGGAUAACGAGAGCAACGACCGAUGGCAGCAGUGGCAGGAGGAGCGACAGCGAGAGACGUCUAGCGCGCUCGAGCCGACUCCUAAGAGGUUACGCGGCUCGUACCGCUGCCGUCGCUGCGGCCAGCCUAAGAAAGGCCACGUGUGCCCGCUGACAUCACCUUCUCCCGCACCGCCGUACGCCCGUCGUCCAUGUCAGUCCAAUCCGCACCACGCGAACCACUCCCAUCCGCCUAACCCCUCUUCUUCCGUCGGAUGCGGCGAUCCUUCGUGCGGCGGCGCGUGCGGCAACUCCCGCGACUGCGGAUUCGAUUCGCCCAGCGGGAUCACCCGCGCGGACGUGCGCAAGCCCGCGUCGUGCGGCAUGGGGAACAUGCAGCCGCUGCGCCUCCCCGACGCCUCCGCCGGCCCCGCGGACUCCGCCAACGCCUACACUGCGGACGGCGGACGCUCCUCCGCGUGCCACGGCGGGCCGAACGCGCAUAUAAGCCUCACCGCGCCCGCGCUCACCGCAUCAUGCCGCAGCCUCCCCAGUCGCAGCGGCUUGUCGGACUCCAACUUCUCCUUCCCCGCCGCGCACACCCACGCGCACGGCAACGCGCACGGCGCCAUCACCUCGAGAAUGGCGCCCCACUGCGCCUCCCCGCACAGCCUUCCGCCGCUCUCCCACUCGAGCCUCCGCCCUGGUCCCCCCGGGGCGAGCGGGCCGGCAGCGGCGGGUUCCGUGCGGCCGGUGGUGCAGAGGAGUCCCCAGGAUAUGUGCAUGCUCAACAUCCUCGCUAAGACUUCAGCCGCUCUCCCUCAGCCGCCCCGCGCCUUCUCGUCGCUGGCGACGGACGCGCUCGUCUACGUGCCCUUCAUGCUGCGCCGCUGCCCGCGCCUCGUGCACCUCUCGCUGCAAGCCGCCAGAUGCGUGGACGAUCGCCUACUGCAUCGCAUAGCCGCCGAGCAGCCAAAUUUGGAGUCGCUCGUCAUUCGCACGGCGCCCAACGUCGCAUGCCACGUCACGGACAACGGCAUGGCGGCGCUGCUACACGGGUGCGCGUCGCUGCGCGCCGUGGACAUGGACGGAUGCAUCGCACUGCCAUCGCUCACCGUCGCCUCGCAGUCCUUGACGGCGCUGACGCUCUCCGCCUGCGCGCGCCUGUCGCGCCUCUCCCUCGCGUGCCCCUCGCUGCAGCGCCUCUCGCUCUCCCUCCUCCCCGCGCCCGCUCCGCCCUCCGCCGCUCCGCCGGCGCGCACGUGCUCCCAGACGCACGCGCACGCUAGCGCGCAGAUGAGCGGAGAUCCCGCGCACGCGGAGGCGGUGAUCAGCCACGUGGCCAGCCUGGCGGCGCCUCUCGAGCGCCUGCACAUCGCGUCGCCCUACACCACCGACUCGAUGGUGGCGGCGCUGGUGCGCGCACACGGGUCGUCACUCUGCGCGCUCUCCAUCACGCACUCGCUCUCGCUCACCGAUGAGGGCGUGGCGGACAUCUGUCGCGCCUGUCCGCAUCUGCAGCACCUCGACCUCUCCGCCUCGCCCAACCUCUCAGAUGCCGCCCUCCACGCCAUCAGCGCCUCGCUCUCUCACUCCCUCACACACCUCCUCCUCGCCGCCUGCCCUGGCAUCACGCCACGUGGCGUGCAAGCAUUGGUGCAGCGCCUCCCCAAUCUGGAGCUGCUAGACGUGGGGCGGUCGCUGCUCCCCCGCGCCCCCUCGCCCUCCCCCACCCUCGCCAGCGCCGCCAGCACCACCACCGCCAUGGGCGCAGGGGGCAUGGCGGACGGGUGGAGGGGGAACAGCGGGGGACAGUGGGGGGACGCGGGGGGCGAUUUUCAGGGGGAGAUGGGGAUGGGGAUGGAUGGGGGAAUGGGGGGAACGGGGGGCGAAGGCAGCAACGGAUACAUGGGGGGUGGGGAGGGCAGUGGUAUGGGGGCGUCAAGCGCAACAGGCACGACAAGAGGAGUGUCGGCAGGAGGGGAGGGGCGGCGGUUAGAGCUGCGCAGCAGCAGCCUGAGGAAGCUCAGUCUCUGGGGCUGCUCUCUGCUGCAGACGCUUGUCCUCGACUGCCCGCAGCUGGAGCACCUUAAUGUGAACUCCUGCACCGCACUGCACCCAUCUGCCUACGGCUGCCGCCUCAACUGCCCGUCGCUGCGGUUCAUCCUGGCCGUUGGAUGCCCCGUGUCGCCCCACACCCUUCUGCGCGCGGCGUGCCUUGCAGACCAAUCCCCGUGCAUGGGCGAUGGCAUGGGGGAUGGUAUGGGGGAUGGUAUGGGUGAUGGUAUUGGGGAUGGUAUAGGUGAUGGUAUGGGUGAUGGUAUGGGUGAUGGUAUGGGGAAUGGUAUGGGUGAUGGCAUGGGCGAUGGUUAUGGGGAUGAUAUGGGUGAUGGCAUGGGGGAUGGUAUGGGGAAUGGCAUGGGCGUCCCUCCCAACACUUGCAUGGGCGAUGACAUGGGGAAUGGCAUGGUCAAUAGCAUGGGGAAUGGCAUGGUCAAUGAUGGCAUGGGUCCAUCUCAAAGCGGGUAUGUGGGAGAUGGCAUGGGGAAUGGCAUGGAUCCAUCCCUUGGCUCCCUCAUCCAUCCUAAAGCAUCUUCAUCAACCGUUCUUCUCACCUCAUUGUCCCCCGCCUCCUCUGCCACGCGCUGCCUGCACAAGUGCCAUCCCCGAUUGAAGAGCGUGCAAGCAUGCCGCCUGACCAUGGCUUUGAGAAUUCUCAAAGGCUUCCCACUUGUCCAUGCUGAGUGCCCGGCGGUACUGCCGGCCCGCCUGCACCAGCAGCAGCUGCUGCAAUCACUCAUCUGCCCGUCGACCCAUCACUGCCUUCCCCUCCCUCACCACCUGCUCCUGCUCCACCAACAACAGCAACCAUCGGCAACACCCCCAUGGGCACCGUCCCCAUCGCCAACCCACCCCCUGUCCUCCCAUCACCCAACCUGCCCCUCCUCCCCCUCCUGA
This is a messenger RNA of Closterium sp. Naga37s-1, 4347 nucleotides long. The record is from the annotation of a GenBank genome assembly. NCBI's taxonomy places the organism in Eukaryota, Viridiplantae, Streptophyta, Zygnematophyceae, Desmidiales, Closteriaceae.